CCCGCGGUUUCACCAGAUUUUUCAACACUUUUGGUUGGCAGGGGAGAAGAGACGGGAAAAGUACAUUCGUUUCACUUCCUUCACCCACGAACGAGUACACUUGAAAUCAAGACUUGACGUGUCUGAAGGGGGUCUAAGCGUGGUGCACUCUCGCGAAGUUUCCCCAUUCAAAAAAUCGAUUAUCGCACCAUAAAAUAUCGAUAGUCAGGAUAAUAGAUACGAUAUCGACCAUUGCUAUUAAUAGGUAAACGGAGAUGAUUCGGAGAUCUAUAUUUCUCCACUUGGAUACUCCAGCUAUACAUAAUAACGUCAGAUUAUUUACAACAAACUUUGGAAGAUUGUAUUUAAACCACAGGCUGGCGAAACGUUCGGCUGAUGAUGCUGAGCACUCCACCGCAGAGCAAUUAGUGGCUAAGGAUGAAGAAGUAACCUUAAAAGGAGGAGGGAAUGCAGGCUCUACUCUGAGCCAAGCUCUUAAUAAAUAUUUUGGUAACAAUGACUCGAAAACCUUUUAUGUGGGCGAUUCAUCGAAAGGAAAAGAAAAUCUACCCAAUCUUGGUAUCGAGAGCAUAUAUUGGAAGCGUAUCAUUGGUCUACUAGAAGAAAUUUUACACGUCGAUGAAGUGCGUCGGGCGCAGGCACGAGUUAUUGACAUCAAGAAUCAGUUGCAUAGUACUGGCAAUAAGAAAAGAACGAUACAGAGGAAUGUUGUGGAAUUACAACAAGAGCAAAGCAAGCUGUACAAAGAUUUUAAAACAAAUAGAAGUUCAACGCAAUAUAUAGAACUAAUACGAAAGGAAUUCGAU
Molecule: messenger RNA, 806 nt
Organism: Rhagoletis pomonella (apple maggot)
Lineage: Eukaryota; Metazoa; Arthropoda; Insecta; Diptera; Tephritidae
Source: RefSeq, a predicted model, not a curated record